Messenger RNA from Aplysia californica (California sea hare), 2160 nucleotides. RefSeq names its product acidic fibroblast growth factor intracellular-binding protein. Lineage: Eukaryota; Metazoa; Mollusca; Gastropoda; Aplysiida; Aplysiidae. Gene Ontology annotation, cellular component: nucleus. The record is from RefSeq and is a predicted model, not a curated record. The transcript is spliced from 10 exons. Bases 448 to 1536 code for a protein of 362 amino acids.
CAAGGGCAAUCAUUCUCAACCUUUUUUCUUCAUCUUGAUUCUUGAUUGAUGUUUACUGAAUUGUUUGUUUUCGUUGAUGAACUGAUGAUAGAUCUAGUGAUAGUCUAAAGAUUCGUAGUAAAAGUAGAAAGUUAGUAGUACAGAGCCAAGGCGCAGUAGGCAGUCUACAGUGUGCCUGCACAAGCGAAAUUCUAGUCAUAACUUGUUGCAGUCCCGUGUCUGUAUUGUGUCUUUCCUUGCAGUCAAAAGGACGUCGAGAGGAACAGGGGCCGUGACGACAUAACAUAGAUUAUUAGAUGAGGGCCUAGAGGAUCUAGAUUUCUAGAUCUAUGACAUGAAGCUGGAUCUCUACAAAAGACAUUCAAAUUCAAAAGAGUCAAAAAGCGUACAGCUUAGACUGAAAAACAUUCUUUUACUAGAAUCUAGAUUCUAGCUUUACUCAACAACAUGAAUGAAAUGGUAGUGUUCGUGGGCAACCACUGCUCGAUCAAUCCUGAUAUUUAUGAGUUGUGGUUAAAGGGUUUCACAGUGAGUGAAGCUGCAAGAGUGGAGCAGAACAAAGUGAACCUGAAAACGCUUGGUGCAACAUAUGAUGACUUGAUGAGUGAUGUGGUAGACAAUUUCAGACUUUUUCAUGGAUUGGAAGAAAUGCUUAAAACCCCACCUCGACUUAGUCACCAGCUGGUAUACCAGUUCAGUUCUGACACCAUCAACAUGCUGAUACAAAGGUAUUAUAGCUUUGAUGCCUCAGUGAUACGUGAAAUCUUUGGUCGCAAACUCACAUCAAAGAAUCGCAAAGAUCUUGAUGACAUUAGCGAGGAAACAGGAGUUUCUGUCAAGAGUUGUAGACGCCAAUUUGACAAUGUUAAGCGGGUCUUCAAGACUGUGGAUGAGCUGAGUGGCAGACUGGUCGAUAACAUCCAAAGUCACUAUUGCUUAAGUCAAGAUCUUGCAAAGGCGUAUGCAGCUAUUGUGUUCAUCACCAAUAACAGAUUUGAGACGGGCAAGAAAAAACUGAACUACUUGACUUUUGAUGACUUUGCCAUUUGUGCAAAUCACAUGAUUUCUAAUUGGUCCUACAGCUCAGAAGAUUGUCAGACUCAUGAAGACAUGGAUGUGGACAUGGACAGAGACUUUUUACUGGACCUGAGGGAGCUGAAAGUUCUCAUGGAAAGAGAAUAUGCGGAGGAACAUAGAGGGUUGAUGUUGCGAGCAUUACAGCCUGUGAUGCGUGAAAAAGUCCUGUCAGAAAUGGACUCUAAUUUCAGGGCUGUAUCAAAGACAAUCAUAAGUAUCGCCAAUGGCUUGAACCACAGUAAAGAAUCAAGAGAUAUUUUCAUUGACAUAUAUGAAAAGCUGAUUGAGCAAUGGAUACAGUGGCAGUGGUCGAAGAAUGAUGCCCAGUCCUUCCUCCUUGCUUUCAAGGACACAUCUCUACAGCUGGAUUUGUUCAGAUCAUCACCAAAACUGGUAAAAGUAUGGGAGCGUUACAUGGGAACAUUUUGUCUGUGUGUGCUGCAAAUGUACCCAAGCUGACACUGACGAAUCUGUGGAAGGAACUGAGGCAAAGACUAUCGCAUUCAGAAUCAAAUCCAUCCCUGGCUCUCCUUCAAAUGCAAAGUGUAGACUGCAAAAGUUGUUUGUGUGGACAACAGUUUGAAAUUGAUCUCCUGUGUCUGCUGCCAAGGAGCAAUUAUUGAUAUCAUGAAUGGUUAGAAUGAUAGCUGAGGCAUUGUGAGUACUGCUGUGUCAAGCCAGAAAUCAAAUCGGAGACAAAAAAGUAGAGACGCGUCACUCCUCGAUUUAGGCGAGAUUGGGGUCAGGCAUCUGGUGAAAGUUUCACGCCGUACAACUAAUUAGUUUGUUCCUCACAACCGAGGAAUCACCUUAUUGUUUUCAUAGUAAAUUAAGCAAGAGGGUUUGUCUGAAUGGGUUUUAAACACCAUUUCUCUAUCUUUACCGUCACGUCAUACCAACAUCCACACAUUGAUUGAGUCAGAACAUUUUAGUAAUUCUAGUCAAUGUUUUGAUUAAAAUUUCAACACAUACCUUACUGCAUAUUUCCUCUCGGUCAGUAUAAUUAUUGACCUGUCUUGGUCACGUCCCCACUCCUUAUUCCUGGCCUGCAUCUCAUUGCAUUAGUGCGCACAAUACGCCAAA